Messenger RNA from Papaver somniferum (opium poppy), 1826 nucleotides. Its product is annotated as pentatricopeptide repeat-containing protein At1g11290, chloroplastic-like. Lineage: Eukaryota; Viridiplantae; Streptophyta; Magnoliopsida; Ranunculales; Papaveraceae. Bases 1 to 1740 code for a protein of 579 amino acids. The transcript has a single exon. Gene Ontology annotation, molecular function: RNA binding; protein binding. Gene Ontology annotation, biological process: RNA modification. The record is from RefSeq and is a predicted model, not a curated record.
AUGCCCUUGCUUAUGAACUCCCACCAGCAUCCUUACAACUACCUUUUCAAAUCAUGUUCAUCUCUGAAAACCUUAAAACAAAUCCACGGAAGAAUUCUAACAACUGGGUCAUCAAAGAAUCUAGUCUUAGUGACUAAACUAAUCACAUUAGCAUGUAAUUUAUCAGAAAACAUGUUUUACGCUCGUAACAUGUUCGAUGAAAUUCCUCUUGGAGAUAGGGAUGUUUUCAUUUGGAAUACUUUGAUUAGAGGUUAUAGUGAUAAAGGUCCUUGUAAAGAAGCUAUAGUUGUUUACAAGAAAAUGCAUGAGAAUGGGUUCUUACCAGAUCAUUAUACUUUUCCUUUUGUUAUACGGUCUUGUGGGGUUAUAUCGGGUUUGAGACAAGGGAAAGAAGUGCAUUGCAAUGUGAUUAAACACGGAUUCGAUAUGAAUGAUUUUGUUCAGAGUUCUUUGGUUGCAAUGUACUCUAGGAACGGAGAGAUGUCGAGUUCGGAGCUGGUUUUUGGUGAGAUUGUUGAGAAGGAUGUAGUUACUUGGACUUCUUUGAUUGCAGGGUAUGUACAGAAUGGGUUGUUUAUAGAAGGGUUGAAUGGUUUUCAGAGGAUGGUGGCUUCGAGGAUUCAGCCGAACAAGGUUACGCUUGUGAGUGUUCUCCCUGCUUGUGCUGUAUUGAACUUAUUGAAUUUGGGUGAGACGAUCCAUGGGACUGGAAUUAAGCUGGGUGUUGAUUUGGAUAUUUCAUUUAUUAAUGCGUUGAUCUCUAUGUAUGGUAAAUGUAGAGUUGAUGGCAACAAUGAGAAUGUUAACAGGGCCAGGAUUUUGUUUGAUGGGAUGGUUGUUCGAGACACGGUUUCAUGGAAUGCAAUGAUAGCUGCGUACGAACAGAACAAAUUGGGUUCUGAUGCUAUUCAGUUAUUUCGAAGAAUGCUAUCUCAGAAUGUGGAUUUCGAUUACAUUACUCUGGUUAGUGUGAUUUCAGCUUGUGCUCAGUCAGGAGAUUUUAACAAUGGAGAAUGGGUUCGUCAUCUCGUUACUCGUAAAAGACUUGAAAACAGUUUGUCAAUCACAAACGCUCUAAUUGAUAUGUAUGCUAAAUGCGGAAGUAUAGAUUUGGCUCAAGAGGUUUUUGACAGGUUACCGGAGAGAACAGUGGUUUCAUGGACGGCAAUGAUUUAUGCUUGUGCAGUUAAUGGACAUGGAAAUGAUGCUCUUGACAUGUUCUCAAGGAUGUUAGAAGAGAAGGUGAAACCAAAUAGUUUUACAUUCAUUGCUGUUUUAACGGCUUGUAAACAUUCCGGUUUGGUUGAAGAAGGAAAAAAAUAUUACAUGAGCAUGAAAAAGGAUUACUCCAUUGUUCCUAGUGUAGAGCAUUGUGCCUGUAUGGUAGACCUUCUAUCUCGAGCUGGUCUUUUAGCAGAAGCAUACGAAUUCAUCGAGAAAAUGCUAGUUGAACCUGAUGCAGGUGUCUGGGGAUCUCUGUUAAGUGCUUGUAGUAUCUACGAGAAUGUUGAGAUGGCUGAGCGCGUUGCAGAACGUUUAAAUAAAUUAGACCUGAAGAAUGAGACGUAUUAUGUGCUUAUGUCUAAGAUUUACGCGCAAGCUGGUACUCCGGAGAAAGCUGCCAGAUUCAGAACCUUAAUGAAGGAUAGAGCUUUGAAGAAGACUCCUGGCCUUAGUUCAGUAGAAUUUUAUCUAAGAUCUCAUACAUUCCCCUCAGAAUCACAUUCACAUCCUUCAUGAGAAAGCUAAACAAGUGGACUGCGCUAAGCUGGAGAAUUUUCUGUUGCUGUUGCUGCUAGUAGGGUAAGAACUCAAUAUCCUGUCAU